Molecule: messenger RNA, 1659 nt
Organism: Sinocyclocheilus anshuiensis
Lineage: Eukaryota; Metazoa; Chordata; Actinopteri; Cypriniformes; Cyprinidae
Product: protein phosphatase 1A-like
Exons: 6
Coding region: 313-1659 (448 amino acids)
Biological process (GO): protein dephosphorylation
Molecular function (GO): protein serine/threonine phosphatase activity; magnesium ion binding; manganese ion binding
Source: RefSeq, a predicted model, not a curated record
AGAGAGGGAAUAUCACUGACAUAUAGAGGAGGAAGGCAACAAAAGUGGAUCAAAUUGGAAAGAGCCACUAUGACUGCAGAUAGAUUAGAUCUCAGUGAUAUGUCUAGCAAUGGUAGAGUAACAGAAGGGAAAAUCAGCCGUUCUACAUUGGAUCAUUCGAGGAUGCUUCAAGGUGCAGAAUCAGCCUCUUGGGAGAUAAUGCUGUGAAGGCCCUGAGCAGCAAGGCGGCACACAGCCGAACCAAAGCCAGCAAGCUACAGCACAGGGUGGAGGCCUUGAACAGAUUCAAACGAGUGCAGAAAAAAAGACACCAUGAGGACAUCAAGGAAAGGAAGCGUGGAAAUGCCUGCUUUUGUAAGGCAACUGGUGAAGGAGACAGAGAAAAGGGUCACCUCCUUUUUUAAAGGGGGGCGAGGGGGAGGUGCAGGGGAGCUGUCUGAAGGCGAAGAGGGAGGAGAAGAAGAAGGGGUCAUCCCUAGCCCCUACUUGGACCGACCGGUUCUGGACAAGCACAUGCAAGAGGGCUGUGCCUCCUGGGGACUUACCUACGCCCUGGCCAGCAUGCAGGGUUGGAGGGCCCACAUGGAAGAUUUCCACAACUGCUUCCCUCAGCUAGGAGGGGAACUGGCCCACUGGGGGUUCUUCGCUGUGUAUGAUGGGCACGCAGGGAGUGUGGUGGCCCAACACUGCUCCCAAAACCUGCUGGACCACAUUCUGGGCACAGGCAAAAUCCGAGCAGGUGAGGAUGUACAAAGGGUCACUGAGGGCAUCAAGGAGGGCUUCUUUCUCAUGGACAAACACCUUCAUGCCAUGGCCUGCCGUGAGGGUUGGGAACGUGGAGGGACAACUGUCAUUGCCACCGCUAUCACUCCACACCACAUCUACUUUGUGAACUGCGGGGACUCUCGGGCGGUCUUGUGCCGUGCGGGGCGGGUGGCCUUCUCGACGGAAGACCACAAGCCCUUCAGCCCCGGCGAGAGAGAGAGGAUAGAGAACGCUGGAGGAUCGGUGACUGUGCAGCGCGUGAACGGCUCGCUGGCAGUCUCCCGGGCAUUGGGGGACUUCAGUUACAAGACAGCUGAGUGGCGGCCAGUCACAGAACAGAUGGUAUCGCCAGAGCCGGAAGUGUCUGCUGUGGAGCGCUCGCCAGCAGAUGAGUUUCUGGUUCUGGCCUGCGAUGGUGUGUGGGACACUAUCACUAAUGAAGAGCUCUGCGCCUUCAUACACAGCCGACUUCGUGUCUGCACAGACCUGAGAGAGGUCUGCUCCCAGGUCAUUGACCUUUGCCUCUAUAAGGGGAGCCUUGAUAACAUCAGCAUCAUUCUAGUCUGUUUCCAUGGCGCCCCCCAGCUGUCACCUGAAGCACUGCACCAGGAGGCUGAGCUGGAGGACUUUCUGGAGUCCAAAGUAGCUGAGAUAUUUGAGGAGCUGAGCUCAAGAGGUGAUGAGCCUGAUCUGCUGUCAGUUCUGACAGUACUGGCUUCAACAGUGAUUCCUGGACUUCCACCAGGGGGCGGCCUUCAGAGCAAACGGAACUGUAUCAUUUCAGCAUACUAUCAGCAGAAAGAGGCAUGGCGAUCUAGAUUAGCCCAGCGAGCUCAGUCCAGCUCAGUCAGGGUUGGGAAAAAAUUCAGAACUGAAGAAUUUGCUGUCUUUUAG